AUGCACACACUCAAAGCAGUGGCCUCAUCGACUCUGUCGCUCCCGGCGGAUAAUUACAUCUACUCGAUCGUCCCGUCAGCGCCGGGGACAUUUGCCGCCAUCUCAUCAGAUGAUUCACUACGCGUGUUUGACGCCGCCGAUCUCGAUCGCGGGUCUGUGGUCUCGAACGCUACUCACAAUGGCGGUGUUACCACGCUGCGGAGCUUCGCCAUGGGCGAGUCGCACCUCUUGGCUACGGGUGGCCGCGAUGGGAAGGUGAAGGUUUGGGAUGUUCGGGCUGGGAAUGGGAGUCCGGUUGUGGAGAUGGAAACGGCGAAAAAGUCGCCUGUUCUGUCUGUGGCUUGGAACCCGGAGACAAACACUAUUGUUGCGGGAACGGAGCUUGUCUCUUCGCAGGCUGUUGUUGCAUUCUGGGAUAUCCGCUCCCCCCAGGAAUUCCGCCUCCAAUAUGUGGAGAGCCACAAUGACGAUAUCACCGAGCUCCAAUAUCACCCGACGCGCAGCAACAUCUUACUCUCCGGCAGCACGGACGGACUAGUGAACAUCUACGAUACGACCAUAACAGACGAAGACGAAGCCCUGGUUCAAGUGAUCAACCACGGCUCCGUACAUCAUGCCGGGUUCCUGUCGGAAAGCACGAUCUUCGCCCUGAGCCACGACGAGCACUUCUCCGUGUACCCGGCCACAAACCCGGACGAUGCCUCGCAGGAGCCCGAGCCCGUGCAUUUCGGUGACGUGCGAGACCCGCUGGGCUGCGAGUAUGUUGCGCAGUUGUGCGUCGGCGCGCAGGGGCCGUAUAUCGCGGCUGGGAAUAAGAUUGACAACCGUCUCGAUCUUGUCCCACUCGUUUCCAGCCCGUCGUGGAAGCUGGACCGGGAUAAUCUGUGGCGCUUGCCCCGUGCUCAUUGCGAGGAGGUUGUGCGCUCGGUGUAUUUGGAUGAGCAGAGUCAAUCAGUUUUCACCUGUGGUGAGGAUGGCUUCGUGCGAGCAUGGAGGGCUGAAGAAAGUGAUGCUCCAAUCCAGUCUGGGUCUGCAAAGGCUCGGCCGAAGGAGAAGAAGAAGGAUAGAUUCAAGCCGUACUAG
This is a messenger RNA of Penicillium samsonianum, 1083 nucleotides long. Its product is annotated as WD40 repeat domain-containing protein. The record is from RefSeq and is a predicted model, not a curated record. Lineage: Eukaryota; Fungi; Ascomycota; Eurotiomycetes; Eurotiales; Aspergillaceae. Gene Ontology annotation, molecular function: protein binding. The coding region runs from base 1 to 1083 and encodes 360 amino acids. The transcript has 6 exons.